AUGGUUGUAACUAUUUUAUCUUUUCUAUCUUUAGCCUUAUCUUUAGUAUGUCAAGAAAAGCAUUGAUUUCCAAAACCAGAAAUGGUGGAUACUUCAGAUGGAAACAAAACUCUGGAAGUAAAACAAAAUACUGUGGAUUUUAUAUUAUCAACUGCGUUAAAAGAUGCAGAUAAGACGAUUGUUCAGUAUUCGUCAAAUCAUAAUCAUAAUGAAAAGCAAAAGGAUGAGACUAGUUCUGAAGAAACAGACUCUGCACCAAUAAAAAAUAUUGAAAAUGAUAAAGGAUUAAAGGAAAAAGUCAAUGAAGAAAAUGAAGAUAUUAGAAAGGAAAGCAAACUAUCAGAGGUAUCUGAUACAGAAGAUUUAAUAUAA
Blepharisma stoltei is the source of this 372-nucleotide messenger RNA. The record is from the annotation of a GenBank genome assembly. NCBI's taxonomy places the organism in Eukaryota, Ciliophora, Heterotrichea, Heterotrichida, Blepharismidae.